AUGGAUGCAACACAGCCGGACUAUGUGUGCAAGCUAAAGAGAUCACUCUACGGCUUGAAGCAAUCGCCUCGCAUGUGGAACCAAACAAUCGAUGGGUUCAUGAUCAAGAUGGGAUUCAAGAAGUGCGAAUCGGACCACUGCAUCUACAUCAAGCGAGACGACCAAGACAUGAUUCUCGUCGUGCUCUACGUCGAUGAUCUCAUCCUGGCCAGCAGCAACAACGAACUCCUCAAGUCGACCAAGAUGGCGCUGAGCAAACGCUUCGAAAUGACGGAUCUCGGUGAGCUCGAUUACUUUCUCGGCAUGGAGAUCAAGAACGACCGUAAGACGGGAAUGGUGAUUGUGCAACAAACCAAGUUUCUCAAGUCCGUGUUGACCAAGUUCGGAAUGGAUAACAGCAAGCCAGUGAAGACGCCUCAAGAUCCCGGCCUGAAGCUAACCAAGAACAUGUGUGAACAAGAAUGCAAGCACGAAGACACCAUGUGCAACGUGCCAUAUCGAAGUGCUGUCGGAGGCAUCAUGUAUCUCAUGGUCGCCACACGUCCGGAUCUAGCUGCUGCAGUGGGAUCAUUAUCCCAGUUCUCGUCCGACCCAUGCCCGACUCACUGGCAAGCUUUGAAGCGUGUGCUGAGAUACCUGCAAGCAACGCCCAAUCAUGGUCUUGAGUUUACAUGUGAAGAAGGAAGCCGUAUCUGCGGGUACACCGACGCAGACUGGGCCGGCGACAUUGAGUCAAGACGAAGUACAAGCGGCUAUGUGUUCAUGAUGAGCGGAGGAUGCAUCAGCUGGAAAAGCCAGAAACAACGGACGGUCGCGCUAUCUUCAACAGAAGCAGAAUACAUGGCGCUUUCCGAAGCAACCAAAGAAGCAGUAUGGCUCAAGGUGCUUUUGGGGGAACUUGGUGAGAUGACAAGCGACGAAGCGAUCAAGAUGUAUGAAGACAACCAAGGAUCAAUCGCUCUCGCCAAGAACCCGGAGUUCCAUAAGAGAACAAAACACAUCGACAUACGCUACCAUUUUGUGCGUAAGAGGGUGGAAUCAGGUGAAGUCGUUUUGGAGUAUUGCCCGACUCAAGAUAUGCUGGCAGACAUGAUGACCAAGCCGAUCGCCGCUGUACAAUUUGAAAACAUUCGCGAUCGACUUGGGAUCCAAGGUGCCGCAGCUAACGAGUCGAGAGGGAGUGUUGAAAAGACAGCGGCUGUGAAGAAUGUUGAAAAGACAGCGGCUGUGAAGGAGACACCUCGUCAAGCUGCGUCAAGUGUUGAAGCAAGUGGAAGACCAAGCCUCGCUAAACCGGUGGGUACCGGUAUGUACCAGUAA
Messenger RNA from Peronospora matthiolae, 1320 nucleotides. Lineage: Eukaryota; Oomycota; Peronosporomycetes; Peronosporales; Peronosporaceae. The record is from the annotation of a GenBank genome assembly.